Silurus meridionalis is the source of this 1787-nucleotide messenger RNA. Its product is annotated as zinc finger protein 675-like. The transcript is spliced from 4 exons. Gene Ontology annotation, molecular function: DNA-binding transcription factor activity, RNA polymerase II-specific; RNA polymerase II cis-regulatory region sequence-specific DNA binding. Gene Ontology annotation, biological process: regulation of transcription by RNA polymerase II. Lineage: Eukaryota; Metazoa; Chordata; Actinopteri; Siluriformes; Siluridae. The record is from RefSeq and is a predicted model, not a curated record. The coding region runs from base 195 to 1667 and encodes 490 amino acids.
ACGAAGACAGAAGAAGAUAAAAGCUAAAGCAGGCGUCGUCUGUAGGGUUUCAGAAAAAGCAGAUAAAUUGUACAUGACUGAAGACCUGCUGACAUUACUAAUCUAAUCGAGCAUAAGUAAAGAAGAUAUCUUCACAGAGCUGGUGUUGUCUUCAUACCUAUUCUCUCUACUCCGGGCUUCUGGAGUGUGAGCAGAUGGAUGUGAUCCGGUGUUUGCGCUCUCUCCUGGACCUCCAUGUUCAGCUUCAGAGAGCUGUAGCCCUUCAGGGAGAGAUCCAGGCACAGUUUCUUGCUCAGCUUUUACAUCCAGACAAUUUGAGCCCACAACAGCUGCCUCUGCCACAGCUGGACUUGACCGGAGAUGAUCUGGAGCUUUCCCUGUCUGUUUUUGAACGGGCUCUGGAUGAAAGCAAACUCCCGAAGAGGCAGUGGGGUUCAAGGCUGGCAAAGCUUCUCUGUGUGAAGACAUCUGAUGAGGAAGAUCAUGAGCUGAGUUAUGAAGCUGUGAAGACAGACGUGAGAAGGCAGGCAUGUUCGUUGGAGUAUCAGCGGUGGAGGGACUUUAACAAGGUCCGGUAUGAUCCUCACAGGGGCCUGCGGGAGCUUAAAGUUGGGGUGGAGGAAGCAGCAAAGAAAUGGCUUCAGCCUGAAAGGUGCAGCUCUGAGGAAGUGGUGAGAAAAGUGGCCCUGCAGAAAUUCCUCUCACUUCUCCCACCAGAUGCGAUCGAGAGGACAAGCGAGGAGCAGCCACAAAACAUGGAGGAGGCUGCCAUCAUGGCAGCAUCUUUCUUGGAAAAUAACAGGGCUGACAGAGACAGAGACGAGCAACUUGAUGAUGCACAUACUGAGCAUGGCUACUCAAGGGAUUAUAUUAACUCAGAUGAGCCGAAGAAGUUGGAUCCAGAACCAGUCUUCCCGUCUGACAGCAACAGCCUUGAAGUUACAGUUGGAGAUGAGCAUUUUGAAGAGGAAGAGUUUUCUGAAGCCAUGCUUUCCCCAUCAAUGGUCGACAUAAAGCCAGUCCUUAAUACUGAAGGAACCCCUUUCAUUACAAAUGAUUCUGAAGUUCUGUCUCAUGGACCCUGCUAUAGUGGUGAAUCUAAUAAGUCUUUACCAAGGCGAGCUAAUAAGAAUGGGAAUAUAAACACAGGAACAAAAUUUAAACGUGUACUUGAUUGCCCAGACUGUGGUAGCAAGUUCAAGAGGUUUGACUACCUAAGAAAGCACAUAUGUACUCCUGGGCAAAGUCUGGGGUGCCAACACUGCGAUCUGCGCUUCCCCUCUCUCUCCCAGCUAACUAACCAUCUCCGUGUCCAUCGGAAAAUGUUACACUGUCCUGAGUGCAACAAGGCUUUCAGAGACCGCUUCAAUCUCCGCUGCCACCAGCGCACACACACAGGUGAGCGCCCUCAUAUCUGCUCUGACUGCGGCUCUGCGUUUGCUCAGGAACGAGGGCUACAGGAGCAUCGCAACAUCCACACCGGCGAGAGACCCUUCCAGUGCCCAGUGUGUAGGAAAGGCUUCAGUCACAGCCGCACCCUUGCCAAACACGUUGUUGUCCAUUCAGAAGCGAGGCCGUACAUGUGCUCAGACUGUGGCAGAGCUUUUAAAAUUAAAGACAACUUGCAUCAGCAUCAGAAGAAAAUGCAUCCUGGCAAAUACUCGUGAACACACCCUGUAGCUAAAAAGACUGUUUACAAGCAAAGAUGGUACAAUAUAGAGUUUAUACUUUUAGGGAUGUUUAUGACUUCUCUAUUCAAAUACAUUGAGGGGAAAUAAGUAUUUGGA